AUGGCAAACGACACCCAAACGCCUGAAGGCUACGCCCCCUUUGACUUGUAUCCUUACAACCCAUCUCAGGGUCCAGCAUAUGCCUUCUUGGGCCUUUUCGGAGCGGCGGGUAUUGCCCACUUCAUCAUGAUGUUCCCCUAUCGAGCAGCCUUUCCCAUCCCGAUGAUCAUCGGGUGCGGUAUGGAGGCCGCCGCCUAUUGGUUUCGAUCUCGAUCUCAUGACAACUUGCGACAGACGUUGCCUUUUAUAAUCCAAAACCUACUCGUCCUCGUGGCCCCGCCAUUCCUCGCCGCCACGAUCUACAUGUCUCUCGGUCGAAUCACAAGAGCUCUCAAAGCACAGGAAGCAUCGCUUAUAAGCCUGCGUUGGAUCACCAAACUGUUCGUCUUGGUUGAUCUGAUCUGCUUCGCCACGCAGACUGCGGGUGCCAUCAUGUCAGGCAGUGAAGAUCUGGAAGAGGCCAAGCGAGGCCAGACUAUCAUCAUUGGCGGACUGGUUCUCCAGAUCCUGGCUUUUGCCUUGUUCAUAACCUGCACUCUCACCCUGCAGCUCAGGCUCCACUCAAACCCUCCGGUCCAGUGUGUUGCAGGUGUGAUAACGCACUAUCGUCGAUACUUCAUCGCACUCUACUGCACCAGCGGCUUGUUCUUGAUCCGCAAUUUGGUCAGAAUUAUCGAGUAUAAGCAAGGUGGUGAUGGCCCACUGUUGUCAAAUGAAGCGUUCUUAUAUGUUUUCGAUUGCUGCUUUAUGUUGGCUAUUAUAUUAAUUAUCCUUGUAUUACACCCAGGUCAGCUGAUUCGGAAAGCUCGGCGGUUAGAUGUUUUGAAGGAGGAUUUGCCAUUGUUUCAAGCCCAGCUGACGAGAGACUUGGCACUUUCUCGUCCCCAACCGCGUACGAAUAUGCGUAAACCCCACAAAAAAUCUCGGCUCGGCUGCCAAACCUGCAAAAGACGAAAGAUCAAGUGCGACGAGGUGAAGCCGCAGUGCGGAAAAUGCGUUCAGUUUGGUGUAUGGUGCGACUACUCCCCCCAACCACCAGCUUCCCAGGCUUCUAUCAGCCCUCAGCCCGACAAUCAAUCACGGCGCCCGGGGCGUCCCAGAUCGGAUUGGACAUCAUGGGCUGAGCAGAUCCGGUCUCACGCAGCAGAGUCUACCGCAGAAAGCUCUGGGCAUCUGAAUACAAUGGAUCUUGAGCUCUUUCACAACUACAUGACCAGAACUGCAAGCACUCUUGGCGAUGGUGGUUCCCAGAGCCUUCUUUGGUCCGAAGGGGCGCCUCGAGUGGGAUUUCAACACAACUGCAUACUCAAACUCAUACUCUCAUUGUCUUCAUACCAUCUGGCCCGACUUAAACCUAUCGAUGGACAGCGAUAUUCGUUAAUUGCAGAAAUGCAUCUGACGGCUGCGUUGCAACCAGCCAUGAUGUUGAUCAGUAAUCUCGGUGGAGAUAACAGCCCAGCUGCGUAUCUGACAUCCGUCUUGAUAUGCUUUGUUGCUCUCGCCAAAGGUCCGAGCCCCGGGAAUCUUCUCAUUACCAGCAUCGAAGGGCAAGUUUCAUGGCUUCAUCUUCUUCGGGGUGUACGUUUAGUUGUCGAGUCCACAGGCUGGUCAUGUAUAUUCUCGGGUAUGCUGGCAGAGUAUGCUCCGAUACCUGGCGACGAUACUUCAGAACACAGCGCAACGACCGAUCCAGCCUUAAUGGUUGGCGGCAUUGAAGACUGGCGCUCUUCUUUGAACGGAAUAUCGCAUCUGAUUGCUCAAUUGGCAGAGGAGAAGCUUGGCAACGCCUACGAUCGUGAACUUCAAGCUCUCACUGCAUGCUUUGAAAGGACAUUUCACAAGGGGCAAGACGCUGCCUUGGAUAUAGUUGGUAAGCUUCAGGAUGUUGUAGGCUGGGUCUACCGACUUGGAGACGAUUACAUGGAAGGAUUACGCCAAAGAGACCUCAUCUCAACAGUCAUUCUGGGACAUUUUUGCGUCCUACUUCGGACAGUUGAGGCCCAGUUUUGGUUCAUGCACGGAUGGGCGGCCCAUAUCAUAGGGGAGAUCCUCGUUAUUUCUCCCAACUCUCGACAAUGGCUCUCAUGGCCAAUUUCGUACCUGAACCCAGAAGAAUAGCUUAAUGAUAUCUAGAUUCAGGGCGAUGACUGUCCCCGUCGCCACUGAACUU
Molecule: messenger RNA, 2170 nt
Organism: Fusarium odoratissimum NRRL 54006
Lineage: Eukaryota; Fungi; Ascomycota; Sordariomycetes; Hypocreales; Nectriaceae
Exons: 4
Coding region: 1-2118 (705 amino acids)
Biological process (GO): regulation of DNA-templated transcription
Cellular component (GO): membrane
Molecular function (GO): DNA-binding transcription factor activity, RNA polymerase II-specific; zinc ion binding
Source: RefSeq, a predicted model, not a curated record